AUGGCGAAACAGGUUCUUUUUAGGAAUCACAAUCCAAUACGGACAGCAGCUCGACAAUUCCAAAGGGGCAGUCUCCUAAUCGUUCAAGUAAGUUUUCUGUUUGGCUAUUACUUAUAUAAAUUUCAGAUGGAGGGCAUGCAACUAGCACUCCCAAACAAAAGCGAAGAAGACAUGAGCAAUCGGUUACCCAGCGGAGACAUAGGCAUCAUAAGAAAGGAUCUCACUGGCCAGCCGGUAUAAAGGAAAUACUGGCUGGGCAAAGAGAACUAAAAGCCCAGAUGGAUGCAAUUAUGGAGGUUGUUCGUCACCUGGCGGCAUCCAACUCACUGCCGUCAGCCGUUGACACACCAAUUUUGCAACGAGUUUGCACAUUGGCUGGUUAUGACGAGCUGACGACACGAGUGUCGGACGCGUCAUACAGGCGGAAUAUGGUAAACAGCCUUCCUUAUUAAUAAUAACCAAAUUCAGGUUGCCUACCUCUCAACCAUGGGGGGUGACACUGUUUCGGCCUUUGCCGAACGACUACUUUUCACAAUUUUUUUCUGAGGACGUAUCGGAGUUCCUUACUUUCUACGGAAGAAAACCGGGUACACGGGCUUUUUUUGACAGUCCGGUGUAUUCCGUGAUACUGGGUAGGAUUUGCAAUUAAACCUAAUAAACAUUCACAUUGCAGAUAUCUUCCAACGAUGGAAUACGGAACGCCACUCGGACCGCCAACAAUUAGAGAAUGCUUUUAAGAAUGCGUUUAAGAAGUGUCACGAUCGGUAUCAAAGAAAGUGCCAUAGGGCAUCGCUAAGUAGGCAAACAAAUGGUACCUGUUAAUAUAUUUAUGCUAUUACUAUGUACAAUAAAUCUUAAUAUGUUUACUUACCACUGCCACAUCUUUCCCUUUUAGACCGGUCCUCAAAUAUCGAAGGAGGCGCUGAUUAG
Molecule: messenger RNA, 930 nt
Organism: Spirometra erinaceieuropaei
Lineage: Eukaryota; Metazoa; Platyhelminthes; Cestoda; Diphyllobothriidea; Diphyllobothriidae
Source: the annotation of a GenBank genome assembly